Vespa velutina is the source of this 13595-nucleotide messenger RNA. RefSeq names its product dynein axonemal heavy chain 8 (gene kl-3). Gene Ontology annotation, cellular component: dynein complex. The record is from RefSeq and is a predicted model, not a curated record. Gene Ontology annotation, molecular function: minus-end-directed microtubule motor activity; ATP hydrolysis activity; ATP binding. Gene Ontology annotation, biological process: microtubule-based movement. The transcript has 61 exons. Lineage: Eukaryota; Metazoa; Arthropoda; Insecta; Hymenoptera; Vespidae. Bases 365 to 13273 code for a protein of 4302 amino acids.
UUUGCCUUAGAUUUGAAAUACUAAUUAUCAAUAUAUGUUUACAUUGAAUAGUAUGUAAACGAUACAUGAUCAUAGUUUGUUAUGGUUUUUAUGUGGAUGGAUUUUUCUUUUAAUAUCAAACAAAAAUUUAAGAAAAUCUGAACAAAUAUCAGUACAUAUGAAUCUAAAUUCUAAAUUAUUGUAAUGUUUGUUUUCAAAUUUUUUCGAAGCUCGUAUCGUAUAGUAAGAUAAAUAAUACGAAAAGACGGAUAAUUUUAGUAAGCAAUAAAUUGACAACUACAUUGAUUUUCUAGAAGUUAAGGUUAUUGAUUUAUACUCGCGCGAAACUCAUUCAUUGGUGGCUAAAGUAGUACAGACAACAAAUAUGGAUGACUUUGAUAGAUAUAUAAAGUCAAACUACUGCAGUUUACCAUUGAGUCAAAUGAACAAACAUCUCAGCUCUUCUAAUUUCGAAGGUGGAAAGCGAGCUAUUAUUAUACAUUAUCAAUAUAUGACACCACCAUCAAUAGAAUCUGGUAGAUGGACGCCACAGUAUGAACAUGAAAAGCAAAUUCUGCGUUGUUGUAUAACUGAUGGUACUACUGAGCAGUUUUAUGGCAAAUCAAUAAUAGUUUAUCGCUUAAGAACAGAUAUUGAAUUUGAACCAAAACACUUGAUGGAUGAAACAUAUUAUGCAUAUGCAGAAGUUGAUCUUACUUCACAAAGUCCUAUUGCUGCGAUAUCAGAUUUAAUUUCACGAUUAAAUGAACCAGCAAUAAAAGCUAAUGUACAAUGGGGUGAAUUGUCCAAGACAGAAAGAGGUUUUAUAACGGCAAAAAAUUUUAUACAUGAUUUUAGCGAUUUCUGCGAAUUUCUUAAUACGAUAAAUAUUGAUCUUCAAGGUAUUGUAAAUUUCGAAAUUAAUUGGGAUCUUUAUAAUAAAUAUUUGACAACACAACAAAAUGUAGAACUAAAUGCAAAAAAUCGUGAAGUUGUUGAAACAGGAGAAAGGAAUGUUCAAAUUUGGAUGAAAACGAUGGAACGAGCAAUUGUGGAAAGUCAGCAAUUACGGAGAGAAACUGAAGUAAUUGGACCUACGGGUGAACUUGCUUACUGGAGACGAUUACUUAUCCGUUUUUCAUCAAUUAUAGAAUGUAUUAAAUCACCAUAUACUCAAGCAUUUAUUGAAUUAUUGAUUCGUUCAAAUUCCAAAUUGAUGAAAAAAUGGAAGAAAUUGAUCAACCAUGUUAUAACAGUGCAAAUAUUAGCUCAGGACAAUGUAACUUAUUUAUAUGCUUUAGAAAAAUUUACUAAACCAUUAUAUAGAUUAGAUCCAACUAAAAUAGGAAAAUAUUUACCUGCACUUAUGUAUGUUGUACGUAUGGUCUAUGCUACAUCAAGAUUUUUUAAUACAAGAAGAAUGAUAACAGCUGUAUUUGUAAAGAUGACAAACCAAAUGAUAUUAGCUUGUAAAGGAUAUUUAACAUAUGAUGGUACAUUACAGAUUUGGCAUGAUUCUAAAUCUAGCAUUAUAUCUAGAAUAAAAGAUUGUAUUGCUCUUUACACGCAAUAUUAUGAAUAUUAUGAUGAAAUGUGUAAAAAAGUAAAAGAAUGUGCUGAUGAAAAACCAUUUGAAGUAUCAGAUAUGUAUGUUUUUGGAAAAUUUAAGACUUUCAAAAAAAGAUUAAUAAAAAUCAUGGAUGUAUUUGAAAUUACUUUAACAUACUCCAUUCUCCAAAGUUCUACUCUAGAGGGAAUAGAUGCAUUCAAUGCUAAAUUUAUAAGUUUUUUUAAUAGAAUUUCCUCAAAAAACUACGAUCCUUUAGAUCAUAGAAAACCAUAUUUCAAUUCGGAUUAUGAUGAGUUUAAGAAUGAUGUAGCAAAAACUGAAAUUGAACUUAGAACAUUUUUUUAUGAUACUGUAUCUGUAACAACAAAUAUUGAAACAGCUUUGAUUAUAGUAGCGAGAUUUCAGAAAUUAAAUUUAAAAUGUUUAAGAAUUGAUAGGAAAUAUUUAGAACUUACAAACGUAUAUCAAAAUGAAAUAGAGGAAAUGCGAGAUAGAUAUAACGAGGACAGAUCUUCUCCACCGAUACCGCGUAAUAUACCAUCUAUUGCUGGUAGAAUAUUUUGGAUACGACAAUUAUAUAGACGUAUUGAAGGGCCAAUGAAUGUGUUUAAGACUCGUAAACGCGUUAUCACUCAUGAAUACAUGCAAAAGUGUAUCAAAUUAUAUAAUGCUAUAAUCAGUGUUUUUAUACAUUAUGAAAUAAUAUAUCAUAAAUCAUGGUAUGACUCUUGUGAGAUUGUUCGAUUAGCUUUAUCAGCUCCAUUGUUUGUACGCCAUCCAAAAACAAAUAAAUACUGUUUAAAUUUUGAUCGUUUUAUUUUGGAGGUAAUACGAGAAUCUGAACAUAUGUCUAGAUUUGGAUUGGAAGUACCUGAUUUUAUACAAAUUAUAACAAUUUGUAAAGAAAAGAUUUUUUCUUCAUAUAAUGAAGUCAAAAAUUUACUUGAAGAAAAUGAUGCAUUAAGUUAUUUUACUGUGAUUUUCAGACGAUCUAUACCAAUUAUAUUCUUGAAUUUAAUAAAAAUUGCAUUGGUCGAUCUUGAAGUUGCUUUCCAACCAUGUUUAUCAGUUAUUUCUUGGGCAUCCUUGAAAAUAUCAAAUACUUGUGAAAAUAUUAAAGUAAAACUUCUGGAAUUACAGAAUUUUGUUAAGGAAAUAAAAGAUAUGAAAGAAACAAGAGUAGAUGAAAUGCUGGAAUUAAUAAGUAGCACAACAUUAUUAAAAAUUAAUAAUUAUCCAAAAACACCAGCUGAAUUUUUAACAGAUAAUAUACAUUUUAUUAAUAUUGUUGCUAAUGAUUUGGAAGUUAAGUCAUCAAUGGCUGAACAAGUUGUUAUAAAAAUUAUCAAUAAAUUUAUGGAUCUUAUUACGGAUCCUAAUUUUCAAGAUAUUAAAUAUGAUUGGAUGGAUCCUGAACAAUUGACUAAACCAGUUGGAUCCGCUACAAAAUUAAUUAGUGGACCAUAUGAAACAGGAAAAUUGAAGCUUGCCUUUUCAGUAGAAGCAAGUGCAUGGAAAAAAUUACUAGGAUCUGCAUUGUCCAUUAAUUAUAAAAAUAAAUUGAUGAAGAUCAGUGAAUAUAUUAAUGAAAAAAAUAAAGUUCUUCUUAGACCAAUAAAAGAUUUAGAGGAUGUACGUAUUGCCAUGAAAUGUUUGAGUAUUAUACGAGAUGAUUUUAUAACUUUUGAUAUGGAAUUGAUUUUAAUUGAAGAAACUUAUACUUUGAUGGGACAUUUUAAUAUUGAUAUAUUGAAAGAAGAACAAGAUAUAGUUGAUAGUUUACGUUUCAAUUUUAACAAUAUGUUGGAUAUGGCAAAGAAAGUUCAAGAAACUAUAUGUGAGAUGCAAGAGCCAUUGAAAAAAGAAUUAAUAGAAGGUGUUGCAAUUCUUAUAGAAGAUGUUGCACAAUUUGAUGUGGACUUUGAAUUAGAAGGUCCUAUGAUUGAAGGAAUACCAGCUGCAGAAGCUAGUGAAAGAGUUGUAGCAUUUCAAGCACGUUUUGACGAGUUAUGGGAUAGAUAUGAAACUUAUAGUAGCGGUGAAACUUUAUUUGGAAUACCCGUAAGAGAGUAUCCUGAAUUACAGCACAGGAAAAGAGAACUUAAUUUGUUACAAAAAUUAUAUUCAUUAUAUGCACAAGUUAUACGAACAAUAGAUAGUUACUACAGUAUAGCUUGGUCUGAUAUUGACAUUGAAUCUAUUGUAGCUGAAUUAACAGAAUUUCAAAAUAAGUGUCGGAGAUUACCUAAAGCUAUGAGGGAAUGGCCUGCUUAUAUUGAUUUAAAGAAAAAAAUCGAUGAUUUUAGUGAGACAUGCCCAUUACUUGAAAUGAUGGCAAAUAAGGCUAUGAAAGCUCGGCAUUGGGAACGGAUGUCCAAGUUAUGUCAUUUCUUCUUUGAUGUAGAAUCUGAGACAUUUACACUAGCAAAUGCUCUAGAAGCACCUUUAUUAAAAUAUAAAGAUGACGUUGAGGACAUAUGUAUUAGUGCAGUAAAAGAAACAGACAUAGAACGUAAACUAAAACAAGUGAUUGCUGACUGGGCUGUUGUAAAUUUACAGUUUUCUCAUUUUAAACAAAGAGGAGAGUUAUUGCUUAAAGGAGUUGAAACAGCUGAAAUAAUAUCUCAACUUGAAGACAGUUUGAUGGUGAUCAGUUCUUUAAUGGCAAACCGAUACAAUACAUAUUUCAAGAAAGAUAUUCAAUUAUGGCAAAAGAAAUUAAGUAAUACAUCAGAAAUAUUGUCCACGUGGUUAAUCGUACAAAAUUUAUGGGCCUAUUUAGAAGCUGUAUUCAUCGGUGGUGAUAUAUCAAAGCAACUUCCAGCUGAAGCAAAACGCUUUAAUUCAAUUGAUAAGUCAUGGGUUAAAGUUAUGAAUCGUGCACAUGAUAAACUAAAUGCAGUGGAAACGUGUACAGAAGAUGAAACUAUGGGUCAACUCUUACCUUAUUUGUUAGAACAGUUAGAAUCUUGUCAGAAAUCUCUUAGUGGAUAUCUGGAAACAAAACGUGUUAUAUUUCCAAGAUUUUGUUUCAUAUCUGAUCCAACAUUAUUGGAAAUUCUUGGACAAGCUGCUGAUUGUCAUGCUAUACAAAAUUAUUUAGAUGGUUUCUUUGAUAAUAUUGGAAAGUUGGAAUUUUCUGAAAAGGAAUAUGAAAAUAUUAUAGCAAUGUAUUCUCGCGAAAAAGAGAAAAUCGUACUUGAAAAAGUAGUUGUAUGUUUAGGUGGUGUAGAAAAUUGGUUAAAUAUGUUACUAUCUGUACAUCAAUUGUCGGUUGCCGCUGUAAUUGCACAAGGAAUGAGUUUGUUAAAUACUCCUGAUUUUGAUAUAAUAUCAUUGAUAGAUAAUUCUGUAUUGCAAGUUGCAUUGCUUGCAAUUCAAGUUAUAUGGACUCGUGAUGCUGAAGCGGCAAUGAAUGCAUCAAGACGAGAUAAAACCAUCAUGCGUAAAACUAACGAGUGGUUUUUGGAUUUAUUAAAUGCUCUAAUAGAAGUAACUGUGAAGGAUCUUACAUCAUAUGCUAGAAAAAAAUAUGAAGCUUUAAUUACAAUUCAUGUACAUCAAAGAGAUAUAUUUGACGAGUUAUAUCAUUUAAAAAUUCGAAAUGUACAAGAUUUUGAGUGGCUGAAGCAAAGUAGAUUCUAUUAUAAUGAUGAUAAGGAACAAAUUCUGAUUAGAAUUACAGAUGUAGAAUUUAUCUAUCAAAAUGAAUUUUUGGGUUGUAGCGAGAGACUCGUUAUUACACCUCUCACAGAUAGAUGUUAUAUAACACUUUCACAAGCCGUUGGUAUGAAUUUUGGUGGUGCACCAGCAGGUCCUGCUGGUACUGGAAAAACAGAAACUACAAAAGAUAUGGGAAAAGCAUUAGGAAAAUACGUUGUCGUAUUUAAUUGUUCUGAUCAAAUGGAUUUUCGUGGUUUAGGUAGAAUAUUUAAAGGAUUGGCACAAGCAGGUAUUUGGGGUUGUUUUGAUGAAUUCAAUCGGAUAGAAUUACCUGUACUUUCUGUUGCUGCUCAACAAAUAGCAAUUGUGCUUAAUGCAAGGAAAGAAAGAAAAACACAUUUUCUUUUUAGUGAUGGUGAAACAUAUAAACUUAAUUACGAAGUUGGAAUAUUUAUUACAAUGAAUCCAGGCUAUGCUGGACGACAAGAAUUACCAGAGAAUUUAAAAAUACAAUUUAGAAGUGUAGCUAUGAUGGUCCCAGAUAGACAAAUAAUUAUGCGCGUCAAACUUGCAGCCUGCGGCUUUUUACAGAAUAUCAUGUUAGCACGGAAAUUUUUUACACUAUAUGCUUUGUGUGAAGAACAGCUUAGUAAACAAGUGCAUUAUGAUUUUGGUUUACGAAAUAUUUUAUCGUGUUUACGAACACUUGGUGCACAAAAGCGUGCACGUCCUAAUGAAUCAGAGGAAACAACGCUAAUGAGAGUACUUCGAGAUAUGAACUUAUCGAAAUUAGUAGAUGAAGAUGAACCUCUGUUUAUAUCACUCAUUGAAGAUAUGUUUCCAGGGAUCAAAUUAACGACACAAACAUAUAAAGAAUUACAGAAAGGAAUAGAAGAUGCUACAGUUGAUUUAGGAAUAAUGAAUCAUCCUGAAUGGAAUUUAAAAACUAUUCAACUCUAUGAAACAUCUUUAGUUCGUCAUGGUCUGAUGGUGCUUGGUCCUACAGGAACUGGAAAAACUCGAUGUAUGUGGGCAUUAAUGAAAGCUCUAACACAAAUGGGUAUAUUUCAUAAAGAAGUUAGAAUGAACCCUAAAGCUAUAACAGCAUCACAAAUGUUUGGUAAAUUGGAUGUUGCAACAAAUGAUUGGACAGAUGGUAUAUUUUCGACAUUAUGGAGAAGAUCUGUUCAAAUGAAAAAAACUGAACAUUUAUGGAUUGUAUUAGACGGACCAGUUGAUGCAGUAUGGAUCGAAAAUUUAAAUUCAGUAUUAGAUGACAAUAAAACCUUAACUUUAGCAAAUGGAGAUCGAAUAAUUAUGUCUUCAACUAGUAAAUUAGUAUUUGAACCAGAUAAUGUUGAUAAUGCAUCACCAGCAACGAUAUCACGCAUGGGAAUGGUCUUCAUUAGUUCUUCUGUAUUAAAAUGGCAUAACAUAUUAGAGGCCUGGCUAAAGACGCGUCCAAAUCAAGAAGUGGACAUAUUACGUUCACUAUUUCGUAAAAUAUAUGAUGAUGCUCUUGUAUUUGUCUUAACAAAGCUUCAGGCAAAGAUGACGCUUUUGGAAGCAAUUUACAUACGUCAAACUACUGAUCUAUUAAAUGGCUUGCUUACAAACAAUGAUAAAAUAUUAAAUAACAUCCAUAUAGAAAAAUUAUUCUUAUUUUCUAUUAUGUGGAGUCUAGGAGCAGUGUUAGAACUUGAUGCACGUUAUGCUUUACAAGAGUUUCUUUUAGCUCAUAAAUCGCAUUGUCAUUGGCCAACUGAAGAUGAAACAAUUUUCGAAUAUUUAGUAUCCGAUCAAGGAUCUUGGAUACAUUGGAAUGAUAUGGUUCCAGAAUUUGAAUAUCCUUCAGAUCAUGUUUUGAAAUAUUAUAAAAUAUUAGUUCCUAAUGUAGAUAAUACAAGAACAUUAUUUUUAAUUGAUAUAAUAGCAAAACAAGAGAAAGCAGUUCUUCUAAUUGGAGAGCAAGGUACUGCAAAAACAGUUAUGAUUAAAAGUUAUAUGUCUAAUUUUGAUUCUGAAUAUCAUCUUCAAAGGUCCUUUAAUUUUUCAUCGGCUUCUACACCCAAUAUGGUUCAGCGUGUAUUUGAAAGUUAUGUUGAAAAACGCGUUGGAAAUACUUACGGACCUCCUAGUGGACGAAAACUUACUGUUUUCAUAGAUGAUAUAAAUAUGCCUGAAAUAAAUGAAUGGGGUGAUCAAAUAACAAAUGAAGUUGUUCGUCAAUUAAUGGAAUAUAAAGGAUUUUAUUCAUUGGACAAACCUGGUGACUUCAGUACGUUACAAGAUAUUAUGAUACUUGCUGCUAUGAUUCAUCCAGGAGGUGGUAGAAACGAUAUACCACCAAGGUUAAAGCGACAAUUUAAUAUUUUUAAUUGUACAUUACCAUCUAAUAAAUCUAUGGAUGCUAUUUUUGGUAAAAUUGGCCAAGGAUACUUUUGCUUGACUAGAUUUUCUGAAGUUAUAGUGAAUUUUAUACCAAAAUUAGUACCUUUAACACGAAUCUUAUGGCAAAAAACCAAAAUAAAAAUGUUGCCCACUCCAGCAAAAUUUCAUUAUGUUUUUAAUUUAAGAGAUUUGUCACGUAUUUGGGAAGGUAUUCUUAAAAUUGAAAGGGCCGAAUGUGAAACUAUUACAACAUUAUUAAAACUUUGGGAUCACGAAUGCUCUCGUGUAAUAUCUGAUAGAUUUAUAACGGCUGAAGAUAAUAAAUGGUUUCAUAAUGCAUUAAAGCAAACUGCAGAAGAAAUUUUGGAUACAGAAUUUCGAUAUUAUGAAGAUGUAGAAACAUAUUUUGUUAAUUUUUUACGCGAUCCUCCAGAACCAACAGGAGAUGAACCAGAGGAUUUUGUCUUUGAAGCACCAAAAAUUUAUGAGGAGAUACCAAGCUAUAAAGUAGUUAUAAAAAGAGUUAAGCAAAAUAUGGAACAGUUUAAUGAAUACAUACGUGGAAUACAUCUUGAUUUAGUUUUAUUCCAUGAUGCUCUUGUACAUUUAAUACGGAUAUCAAGAAUACUUGGAUCGCCAAGGAGUCAUGCAAUGCUAGUAGGUGUUGGAGGAUCUGGUAAACAAAGUUUAACAAGAUUAGCUUCCUUCAUUGCAGGUUUCACAUUUUUUCAAAUAACUUUAUCUAGAAUCUAUAAUGUGGCAAGUUUAAUGGACGAUUUAAAAAAAUUGUAUCGUGAAGCUGGUACUGUUAGCAAAGGAUUGACAUUUAUAUUUACUGAUAAUGAGAUCAAAGAUGAAGCUUUUCUGGAGUAUAUAAAUAAUAUUUUAAGUGUAGGCGAGAUUGCCGGUUUAUUUCCUAAAGAUGAAUUAGAUGAUAUUUAUACAAUAGUAACACCACUUAUGAGAAAAGAUGAUCCUAAAAGACCUCCACUACAGGAUAAUCUUCAUGAUUAUUUUAUAACACGAGCACGAGAUAACCUGCACAUAGUUUUAUGUUUUUCACCAGUUGGAGAAAAAUUUAGAUUACGUGCAUUGAAAUUUCCUGCACUCAUAUCUGGCUGUACAAUGAAUUGGUUUAGUAAAUGGCCAAAAGAUGCAUUAUAUCAAGUAGGUGAACAUGUUUUGAAUCCGUUCGAAAUUCAGUGUACUUCUGAAGUAAAGCAACAAUUAAUUCAAGUAAUGGGUGAUAUUCAAGAUGAUGUUAAUGAUAUUUGUAUAGAAUAUUUCAAUAGGUUUCGGCGGCAAACAUACGUCACACCAAAGUCAUUUCUAGUAUUUCUUAAUGGUUAUAAAGAGAUUUAUGAACAAAAUUUGAAUAAUAUUAAUAUGCUUGCUGUUCGUAUGAGUAAUGGUUUAAGCAAGUUAGUUGAUGCUGCUAUACAAGUUGAUGAAUUACGUAAAAUAUUAGAGAAAAAUCUACAAGAAAUCGCUCAAAAAAAUAUUCAAGUGGAAGCUAUAGUAAUCACUGUUAAUGAGAAGAAAAGUGAAGCAGAAACAGUUAAAGCAACAGUACAGAUAACAAAAAAUCAAGCUGAAGCACUAUUGAAGGUGAUUGCUGCAGAUAAAUUAGUAGCAGAAAAAAAAUUGAAAGCUGCAGAACCAGCAUUAUUAGAAGCUGAAGCUGCAUUGCAGACUAUAAAAGCAUCCGAUAUUGCCACUGUACGUAAAUUAGCCAAACCGCCCUAUUUAAUUACUUUGAUUAUGGAUUGUGUGUUGAUAUUAUUUGGAAAAAAAUUAGAACAUGUUAAGCCAGAUCCAGAACGUCAAUUUUUAGUAGCCUCUUGGACUGAAGCUUUUAAAGUUAUGACUGAUACUAGAUUUUUAUACAACUUGCAACAAUUUCCUAAAGAUAAUAUUAAUGGAGAAAUUGUAGAUUUAAUGUAUCCAUAUUUAAAUUACCCUUUAUAUACAUAUGAAGCUGCAAAGCAGGCCUGUGGUAAUGUAGCUGGUCUAAUACAAUGGACUAUUGCAAUGGUAGCUUUUUAUGGAAUAAAUAAAGAUGUACUUCCAUUAAAGGCAAAUUUGGCCAUACAAGAAGGAAAGUAUGAAAGAGCUAAUCGAAAUUUACGUCAAGCAGAAGCUUUAUUAAAAGAAAAAGAUGAAGACUUAAGACAAGUGCAGAAAGAAUAUGAUGCUGUGAUGCAAGAAAGACAGAUAAUAGUUGAUCAAGCUGAAGCAUAUCAAGCAAAAACUGAUACAGCAACUGCUAUGAUUGAAGGAUUGUCUGGUGAAAGAGUACGAUGGACGGAACAAGUAGCUUUGUUUAAAUCAGAAAUCGAACGACUCGUUGGAGAUGUUGUAAUAUUAACUGGAUUUCUUUCUUAUUGUGGUCCAUUUAAUCAAGAAAUUCGUGUUUUACUACAGCGAAAGUGGUUUGAUUUUCUUCGGGAUAAAGACAUUCCAUGUUCUAAGACUAUAAACAUUGUUGAUGUGUUGACUGAUACAGCAACGAUAGGAGAAUGGAAUUUGCAAGGUUUACCCACUGAUGAAUUAUCUAUUCAAAAUGGUAUAAUUGUAACAAAAGCAAUUAGAUAUCCACUUUUAAUUGAUCCACAGUUACAAGGUAAAACAUGGAUUAAAAAUAAAGAAAAGGAUUUUGAGUUACAAAUAACACUCUUAUCUCAUAAAUACUUCAGAAACCAUUUAGAAGAUUCUGUUUCCCUUGGACGACCAUUACUUAUUGAGGAUGUAGCAGAAGAAUUAGAUCCUGUUUUAGACAACUUAUUGGAAAAAAAUUUUAUAAAGAUAGGAACUACAUAUAAAGUUAAAUUAGGUGAUAAGGAAGUAGAUAUUAGCAAAGAUUUUAGACUUUACAUUACAACAAAGUUCCCAAAUCCUUCAUAUAAUCCAGAAGUAUUUGCACGUGUUUCAGUAAUCGAUUUUACUGUAACAAUGAAAGGCUUAGAAGAUCAAUUAUUAGGAAGAGUUAUUUUAACGGAAGAGGAAGAAUUAGAGACUGAAAGAGUACAGCUAAUUGCAGAUGUAACUGCUAAUAGAAGAAAUAUUAAAGAAUUGGAAGCAAAUCUUUUACACAAAUUAACAACAGUUCAGGGUCCCUUGAUCGAAGAUGUAGAGUUAAUGACGGUAUUAAAUACAACAAAACAAACUGCUGCAGAAGUCAAUGAGAAAUUAAAUAUUGCAAGAGAAACAGAAAUUAAAAUAGAUGCAGCUCGUGAAGAGUACAGACCGAUUGCUACUCGAGGAAGUGUUUUAUACUUUUUAAUCUGUGAUAUGGCACAUGUUAAUUCUAUGUAUCAAACAUCUCUCGUACAGUUCUUGGAACGUUUUGAUAUUUCAAUGGCACGAUCUGAAAAGAGUCCUGUUAUUCAUAAAAGAAUUCAUCAUGUUAUAGAAUAUCUAACAUAUGAAGUGUUUAAAUACAAAGCUCGGGGUUUAUAUGAAAUACACAAAUAUAUGUUCAGUUUAUUAAUGACAUUGAAAAUUGAUCUUCAACGUGGAAAUAUAUCUCAUGAAGAAUUUGAAUUCUUUAUUAAGGGUGGUGCAGCUUUAGAUUUAAAGACUGUUCAACCAAAACCUUGCAAGUGGAUUACAGACGUAACAUGGUUACAUUUAGUUGCACUAUCAGAUUUGAAACAGUUUCAGUAUAUAUUAACACAAGUACCAGCUUCUGAAAAACUUUGGAAGCUUUGGUUUGAUAAAGAUACUCCAGAAGAAGAAAUUAUACCGGAUGGUUAUAAUAAUUUAGACACGUUUCGCCGCUUACUCAUUAUAAGAGCAUGGUGCAUGGAUCGAACUCUUUCACAAUCUCGUAAAUAUAUAGCAAGUUCUUUAGGUAUGCGAUAUGCAGAAGCAGUUAUUACACUUUUGGAUGUAAUGCAUAGUGAAUCACGACCUGAUACACCCAUGGUCUGUUUCCUGAGUAUGGGAUCAGAUCCUAGUCCAAGUAUUGAACAAUUAGCAAAAAAUAUGGAAAUUUUAUGCAAAAGUAUUUCGAUGGGACAAGGUCAAGAAGUGCAUGCUCGAAAAUUGCUCAAUAGCGCUGUAACCGAUGGUUUUUGGGUACUCUGUCAAAAUUGUCAUUUAGGUCUAGAUUAUAUGAACGAAAUGGUUAUUUUUAUUUUGGAAAUGCAAUCUCCUCAUCCUGAUUUUCGUAUAUGGAUUACAACAGAACCACAUCCAAAUUUCCCUAUUUCUCUUUUACAAAUGUCUAUCAAGUUUACAUAUGAGCCGCCACAAGGAGUAAAAGCAGGUUUAACAGCUACAUACAGUGGAAUGAAUCAAAUAAUGUUAGAUCAAUGUGAUGUUCCUCAAUACAUACCGUUAAUAUAUGCAGUGUCAUUUUUGCAUACUGUAGUACAAGAAAGACGUAAGUUCGGCCCACUUGGAUGGAAUAUACCUUAUGAAUUUAAUACUGCUGAUUGGUUAGCAUCUUGUAUGUUCAUGAACAAUCAUUUGAAUGAUUUUGAUCCUAAACGUGGUAUAAGCUGGCAAACCGUUAGGUAUAUGAUAGGUGAAGUACAAUACGGAGGUCGGGUCACAGAUGAUUAUGAUAAACGGUUAUUGAAUACAUUUGCAAAAGUGUGGUUUUUAGAUGCACUCUUUAAUGAAGAUUUUGAAUUUUAUAAAGGUUAUCCAGUAUUAAACUAUAACAAUAUUGCUGAAUAUUUAAAGGUAAUAGACUCUAUGGUAUCAAUAGAUCCUCCACAAGUUUAUGGACUUCAUUCAAAUGCAGAUAUUACAUAUCAAAGUAAUACUACACAAGCUGUGUUAGAUACUAUAAUAUCUAUUCAACCAAAAGAAGCUGGCGUGGGUAGUGGUGAAUCUCGAGAAAUGGUUGUAACUAGACAAGCAAAAGAUAUGUUGGAUAAAUUACCAACACCAUAUGAUUUUUUUGUAGUUAAGGAAAGACUAAAUAUAAUGGGUAUAACUCAACCUAUGAACAUCUUUUUGAAGCAAGAGAUAGAUAGAAUAAAUGUUGUCAUUGUAUUAUUAAUCACUAUGCUAAAUGAUCUAUUGUUAGCUAUAGAAGGUGUGAUAAUUAUGAAUGAGCAAUUAAGAGAUACUUUCGAUAAUAUAUACGAUGCAAGAAUACCUGAUGUUUGGAGAGUUCGAUCAUGGGAAUCUUCGACGCUUGGCUUUUGGUUCACAGAAUUAUUGGAACGAAAUCAACAAUUUUCUACUUGGUUAUUUACUGGUAGACCUAUGAGAUUUUGGAUGACCGGAUUUUUUAAUCCUCAAGGAUUCUUGACGGCUAUGAGGCAAGAAGUAACACGUGGUCACGAGGGUUGGGCAUUAGAUAACGUAACUUUGCAUAAUUCUAUUAUGCGUUAUUAUGCCGAAGAUAUUAAAUCUCCACCAGAUGAAGGUGUGUAUGUUAUUGGACUAAUUUUAGAAGGUGCUGGAUGGGAUAGAAGAAAUAAUAUGCUUUGUGAAUCAGCAAAUAAAGUUCUCUAUGUGAAUAUGCCAGUUGUUUAUAUUUUUGCCCUUUAUAAUAAACCAGACAAAGAUCCCAAAUUAUAUGAAUGUCCUCUGUAUAAGAAGCCACAAAGAACUUAUAAUCUCUUGGUUACACCACUUUGGCUGCAGACCAACAAACCCCCUGAACAUUGGAUUUUACGUGGAGUAGCUUUACUUUGUGAUAAUAAAUAAUGAAAAAUUAUAUGAUUACUAGUGGUAUUAAUAAAUUAAUGGUAUUAAUAAUAAUAGUAUUAAUAAUCAAUUAAAUUAUAUUAAUAAAUUGUGCCAUUAUUUGACAAUUAUUUGAUUAUAUUUAAUAUAAAGACUUCCACUACAUUGUUUCGCGCUUUCUAAUUCUAUGGUCAUUAAUACAAAAGAUUUCCAAGAGAAAGAGGGAAAUUUGGGAAUGAUCAUACUCAAAUCUAUUUGCUCUUAUAAUAUUCAUACAUUUUAGUUGUCUCGUACUCUUUUUUUCUCUCUUUUUAUCUCUUUUUCUUGUCUAUUAUAUCUUCGA